AGCAAGCAAGCAAGCAAGCAAGAGCUCUAUUGUUCCUUGGUGUUAAACAGUCCCCCCCCCUUCUUUUCAUCUGGCAUGCAGAAUAGCUGGAAAGCCAUUUCCCUUCUGCCCUCCCUGUGAAGACAUUCUGAAAGGGGGGGGGGGAGAAAUUACUCACGAAAGGGUUACCCAUUGUGCGGCAGAUUUUGACACUGAAGCAGUCUUCUGGAAGGCAUGGGGCUGAGAGAGAAGAGCGCAGCUUUAAUCUGUGGUCCAAGGGCUUCAUCUCUUUCAAGCAAGUGCGUUGGAGUUCUCGUUCUCCUCCUGUUUGGAAUCCGGGGAGCUAAGGCGCAAAGUGAAUUCGAAACUUCAUCCGUGUAUUUGUGGAAGACUGGUCCAUGGGGCAGGUGCAUGGGAGAUGAAUGUGGCCCAGGAGGCAUCCAAACUCGAGCGGUCUGGUGCGCCCACGUGGAAGGAUGGACCACGCUGGUCACAAACUGCAGGCAGGCAGAGAGGCCGGACAACCAGCAGAACUGCUUCCGGGUUUGUGACCGGCACAAGGAGCUAUACGACUGGCAGCUGGGCGACUGGAAUCCGUGCCAGCCAGUUCUUUCAAGGAGUGUCGAAAAACCCGCGGAGUGCGUCCGAGGGGAAGAAGGGAUUCAGAGGAGACACAUCACCUGUGUCCAGAAAUCAAAUGGCGUUGUUGCCGAGGACACUAUAUGUGAGUACUUUGAGCCAAAGCCUCAGCUAGAACAGGGAUGCCUCAUCCCUUGCCGGCAGGACUGCAUCGUGUCCGAAUUCUCGGCUUGGUCAGAGUGCUCCAAGACCUGUGGCAAAGGGCUGAUGCAUCGCGUCCGCCACAUUGUUGCCCCGCCCCAAUACGGAGGCUCUGCCUGUGCUAACCUGACUGAGUUCCAGGUUUGCAACUCGUCUCCAUGCAGCGCUGAGGAAAGCAUGUACAGCCUGAAUGUGGGGCCCUGGAGUUCCUGCUCGGUGCCCCACACACGCCACAUAAGGCAAGCGAGGAAACGAGGGAAGAACAAAGAAAAGGAAAAGGACAAGGAGAAAGCUAUAAGGGACCCGGAAGCCCGUGAGCUUCUGAAGAAGAAAAGGAACCGUAACAGACAAAACAGACAAGAGAACAAAUAUUGGGACAUACAGAUUGGAUACCAGACAAGGCUGGUGAUGUGCACUCACAGGAACGGGAAGACUGUUGCCUUGAGCUUUUGCCAGCAAGAGACACUACCAAUUACCUUCCAGUCCUGUGUGAUCACUAAGGAAUGCCAGGUGUCAGAGUGGUCUGAAUGGAGUCCAUGUUCCAAAACAUGCUUUGAUUUGACAUCUCCUAAAGGUAAUCGUACAAGAACACGGACCAUUAAGCAGUUUCCUAUUGGCAGUGAAAACGAGUGUCCAGAGCUAGAAGAAACGGAACAGUGCACGUCUCAAGGAGAUGGGGUGGCUCCAUGUAUCACGUAUGGAUGGAGAACCACAGAAUGGACAGAAUGUCGCAUUGACCCUUUACUAAGCCAACAGGAUAAACGCCGAGGAAAUCAAACAGCCCUGUGUGGAGGUGGGAUUCAGGUUCGGGAAGUAUAUUGUGUGCAAGCUAAUGAAAAUCUCCUCUCCUAUUUAAAUACCCUUAAGGAAAAAGAAGAAAGUCAGUCACAGAGCACAUCGAGGGCUAGUGCUGCACCACUUCUAUCAAUCACUUUUGAAAUAACAGCAUCUAAGCCAGUGGACUACAAACUGUGCACAGGGCCGACACCUAGCACAACGCAAUUGUGCCAUAUUCCGUGCCCCAUAGAGUGUGAGGUAUCAGCCUGGUCAGCUUGGGGGCCAUGUACCUUUGAAAGCUGCGAUGACCAACAAGCCAAAAAGGGUUUUAAACUAAGGAAACGUCGCAUUACAAAUGAACCUACGGGAGGCACUGGCAACUGUCCUCAUCUGCUUGAAGCCAUCCCAUGUGAAGAACCUUCUUGCUUUGAUUGGAGGAUAGUACGACUGGAAGACUGCAUUCCAGACAAUGAGAAGGAGUGUGGGCCUGGUACUCAGGUGCCACAGGUAGUCUGCAUCAACAGUGAUGGAGAAGAGGUUGAUAGACAGCUGUGCAGAGAUGCUAUCUAUCCAGUCCCCAUCGUCUGCGAAGUUCCAUGCCCAAAGGAUUGUGUACUCAGCACGUGGUCUGGUUGGUCCUCCUGCUCACACACCUGCUCUGGCAAAACCACAGAAGGAAAACAGAUGCGUGCCCGCUCCAUUUUGGCAUAUGCAGGUGAAGGAGGACUUCAGUGCCCAAACAGCAGUUUGCUGCAGGAAACACGCAGCUGCAAUGAACACCCAUGCACAGUGUAUCACUGGCAAACAGGACCUUGGGGCCAGUGUGUAGAGGAUGUCUCUGUGUCGGCAUUCAAUUCUUCUGCAGGCUGGAAUGGAGAGGCCACCUGUGCUGUUGGGAUGCAAACAAGGAAAGUCAUCUGUUUGAGGGUCAACGUGGGACAAGUUGGACCCAAAAAGUGUCCUGAAAGCCUUCGCCCUGAGACCGUUAGACCUUGCUUGCUACCCUGUAGGAAAGACUGCAUUGUGACACCAUACAGUGAUUGGACACCGUGCCCUUCAUCAUGUCAAGAAGGGGAUAUGAAAGUGACAAAGCAAUCUCGGCAUCGAGUGAUCUUGCAACUCCCUGCGAAUGGUGGCCGAGACUGCCCAGAUACUUUGUAUGAAGAAAAAGAUUGUGAAGCUCCUCCUGUCUGCUUGUUUUUCAGAUGGAAGACACAUAAAUGGCGCAGGUGUCAACUCGCACCAUGGAAUGUUCGUCAAGCCAGCCCCGGUGCCCAGGAGACAUGUGGGCCUGGUCUACAAGCAAGAGCUAUUACUUGUCGCAAGCAAGAUGGCGGACAGGCUGACAUCAGCGAAUGCCUUAAGCAUGCAGGCUCUUUGCCACCUUUAACGCAACCCUGCCAAAUCCCUUGCCAAGAUGACUGUCAGUUCACAAGCUGGUCAAAGUUCUCUUCUUGCAAUGGGGAUUGUGGAGCAUUUAGGACAAGAAAGCGCUCACUUAUUGGAAAAAGCAAGAAGAAGGAGAAAUGCAAAAAUCCCCAGCUGCAUCCACUGAUUGAGACCCAGAUCUGUCCAUGUGACAAGUAUAAUGCCCAGCCUGUGGGGAACUGGUCAGACUGCAUCUUACCCGAGGGCAAAGUAGAAGUACUGCUGGGAAUGAAAGUACAAGGAGACAUCAAAGAGUGUGGGCAAGGCUACCGCUACCAAGCCAUGGCUUGCUAUGAUCAAAAUAGCAGACUCGUCGAAACAUCACGAUGCAACAGUCACGGGUACAUCGAGGAAGCUUGCAUCAUCCCAUGCCCUUCGGACUGCAAGCUCAGCGAGUGGUCCAACUGGUCUCGCUGCAGUAAAUCCUGUGGCAGUGGGGUGAAAGUCAGGUCCAAAUGGCUCCGGGAGAAGCCCUACAAUGGUGGAAGGCCUUGCCCCAAGUUGGAUCAUGUCAAUCAGGCUCAGGUAUAUGAGGUAGUCCCGUGCCACAGUGACUGCAGCCAGUACAUCGGGGUCACUGAGCCCUGGAGCGUGUGCAAAGUGACAAACGUGGACUUAAAGGAGAAUUGUGGAGAAGGUGUGCAAACCAGGAAAGUAAGAUGCAUGCAGAACACCAUGGAUGGUCCUUCGGACACGGUUGAAGACUACCUAUGUGACCAAGAAGAGAUGCCCAUUGGUGCUAGAAAAUGCACACUGCCAUGCCCGGAGGAUUGUGUCAUGUCUGAGUGGGGCCAAUGGUCUCGGUGUUCCUUGCCGUGUAAUGGAAGCACUGUGAGGGAACGAACAGCGGAAGUCGUGAGGCAACCUCAAGGAGGAAAGCCCUGCCCUGCUGCUGUGGAGACAGAACCCUGCAGCCUGAACAAAAACUGCUACCACUAUGAUUACAAUGUGACAGACUGGAGCACCUGCCAGCUAAGUGAGAAAGCGGUCUGUGGUAACGGGAUCAAAACAAGGAUGCUUGAUUGUGUUCGCAGCGAUGGCAAGUCGGUUGACCUGAAGUACUGUGAAAAGCUUGGCUUGGAAAAGACCUGGCACAUGAAUACAUCUUGUGUGGUAGAAUGCCCUGUGAACUGCCAGCUGUCGGACUGGUCUCCGUGGUCCGAGUGCUCUCAGGCUUGUGGCCUAGCCGGAAGGAUGAUACGUAGGAGAACUAUUAUUCAACCUUUCCAAGGUGAUGGGAGACCUUGUCCUUCGCUAAUGGAGCAGUUCAAACCAUGUCCAGUAAAGCCCUGUUAUCGGUGGCAGUAUAGUCAGUGGGCUGAAUGCAAAGUUGAGAAUGCUCAGUGUGGAGAAGGGACAAGAGUCAGAAACAUUUCCUGUGUGGUUUAUGAUGGAUCCAACGAUGAUGCUGGGAAAAUAGUGGAUGAAGAAUUUUGUGGGGAAAUUGAGCCGGUUGUUGAUGGCAAUAAGAAAAUGGUGCUUGAGGAAAGCUGUACCCUACCUUGCCCAGGUGACUGUUACUUAAAGGAGUGGGCAGAAUGGAGCCUCUGUCAGUUGACCUGUGUAAAUGGUGAAGAUCUUGGCUUUGGGGGGAUACAAGUUCGAUCUCGAGCAGUGAUCAUCCAGGACCUAGAUAAUCAACACCUUUGCCCAGAGCAAGUUUUGGAAACAAGACAGUGUAAUGAUGGUCAGUGUUACGAAUACAAAUGGAUGGCCAGCCCAUGGAAGGGAUCUUCUCGAACAGUAUGGUGCCAAAGGUCAGAUGGAUUGAAUGUUACAGGAGGCUGCUUAGUGAUGCGCCAGCCAGAUGUUGACAGGUCAUGUAAGCCACCGUGCAGCCAGCCCUAUUCUUACUGUAGUGAGACCAGAACAUGUGCAUGUGAAGAAGGGUACACAGAAGUAAUGUCUUCUGACGGCACACUUGAGCAGUGCACUCUCAUCCCGGUGGUAGUCAUCCCUACAGUGGACGACAGAAAGGGAGAUGUAAAAACCAGUCGAGCUGUAAACCCCACACAGCCACCCAAUCCCCAAUCAGGACGAGGAAGGACUUGGUUCCUGCAGCCUUUUGGACCAGAUGGGAAGCUGAAGACCUGGGUUUAUGGUGUAGCUGCUGGUGCAUUUGUUUUGCUCAUCUUUAUUAUUUCUAUGGUAUAUCUAGCCUGCAAAAAGCCAAAGAAGCCUCAAAGAAGACAGAACAACCGUCUCAAACCUUUAACGCUGGCUUAUGAUGGAGAUGCAGAUAUGUAAAAUAAUGACUUCCCAUUGACUUUAGUCUCUUGAAACUGUAGUGUUCAAAAACAACACAUACGUGUGUACGUUACUGAGCAGAUGUUACACCACAAGACAAAAAAAAAAAGACUCCACAAUGGCCAUGGAUAUUCCAAGAAACAUGCUUUGUUCUAGACCAUCAGUCAGUACAGCAAAUUAUGGUGGCAAAUUUAUCUUGUUAGCACAGCAGCUGGGAAUCUUAAUGUGGCCUUCUUUGAAACUUAUGAACUGCAAAACCGCUUGUGUCUCCAGCCCAUUGUAUAUGACCUGAUAUUGACAUCUGAGUGUCUUGAUGCCAGAACUAUCUACUGCAUUAAGCUAAUGUAGUCAGUAAGCAUGAGGAGAUCAUACCAAGAUGUCUAUAAUGCUUGAUAUACAAUUUAUAUACUCCGUUGCACCAUAUGUAUUAACUUGUCAAAUUAUAUACUGGCUAAAGGGGCAUUUUAGAGCUUAGCAACAUGUUAACUUUAACUGAGAAUAACAACCCAAUGAGCAAGUUCUGGCAUUUCGGCAGGGGAGGGUAGGCUUUCUUAACCUCUCUUUCUCAGGGUGCAGGCUUGCAAAAGACUCUGUCCUAUAUUACCAGUUCCAGGUACUAAAGCGCCAUAUAGACACACUUAUCAAGGAGAGAAGCAUUUUCAGGUUCAAUGUUUUAUAGAGGUUGUCUGGAAAUUAAUAUCCGUGUGUAAUAAGUUUUUACUUUCUCUUACUUUCAAACUGUUGCCUGCAACUUUUUUGCUACAUGGAAGGCAAUUUUUUGCACUAUAUUAGUGCAGCAUGAUAUGCACUUAUUACCUAGUAUUGCCAUAGAAACUGCCUCUUUUCAAAAAAGGAUGAAGGAAAGGAUGCGGCAUCUUGCAAAUCGCAUCGCACAGACGUUUAUCAGUAAGUUCUUGAGUCCUGUUGAGAGUAGAGAUCAGUUUCUGGACUGUGACUGGAUCAAACCAGCUAAUGCAAGUACUGUUUAUACCAUUUCUUGUAACAACAGCUGUUUUGUAGUCGAUUCCAUGGCAGUAACAUUAAGUGUCUACUUUCUGAUUCUGUCCAACUUCUACAGAUAAUAGAUUUUCAAGUUGAUUUCUAAUUACUUUGAAGGUUGUUUACAACUAGAUUUUUAUAUUGCUAACUUUGUAAAAAAAGAAAGAAAGAAAAAAAGUGGUUGCCCCUCUAAUCUUGGGGGAAAUACUUAUCUAAACAAUAAUCCAAUAUUUUCAAGCUGAAAGAUAUCUGUUUAUUUUUCUCCUGCUAAUGGUUUCACUGCUGAAGGAUCAAUAAGCACUCUUUCCAUUUGAAAUAACCUGGUGUAGUCUUGACUGAUUCCACCCCACCCCAUCAUGACUCAAGAAAUAUUUUUUAAAUUCUUAAACAUUAUUGUCCAACUGCCUAGUUGAAGUGUGCGGGCUCUACUUCACUCUCAGAGCUUCCUUGCCUAUUGAUUUCAAUGGAUAGAACUGAUCCUUUCAAGAAUUCCUUUGAAUGAGACACAGCCAACCUACGUGAAUAUUCAAAACUGUACAACUCCUUUAUCACAUUUCUGGCAAUUACAGCUGCUUAAUCUCUAGUAACCUUUUCCAUUCCAAUGGGUUUUUGGUGUAUUAACUUACAAUAUGAAGCCCCUUUAGCCGCUAGAAAUCCCCAACCUUUGCAAAAUGUAAGGUCAAUAUUUAAAGACAUCAUCUAUGUCUGUCUAGUUCACGUUAUGAGCAAAUUAACGAGCAAUACAAUUAAUCAACUUUAUCAGGCAUCCAUUACACGUUAAUGAUUUUAGUUAUAAUUUCUCAGGUUUGUAUCAAUAAGCUAAACCAUUCCUAAUGCACCCCUCUACAUUGGCUGUUGAUAAAAGUCAAUACUCUCAGCUGUUUCAUGCCAAUAUGGCUACCUAGACAGGAAAAAUAUGCAUUUAUUUUUUAGCAUUGGUUCACAAUUAAUUUAUGAACUUCUUGGGAGUAAGCUUCCACCAUGAAGUCUCUGGUGUUGGCACACACGUCAAAGUGUCUGAUCUCAUGCUGCUUUUCAUUUGUUUGUUUCUCGAAAUGAGGAUUUAUCAUAACUUGUGAAUCUGUUAUGAGCAGUAAAAUAACAGGAACACAAGGGUUAUUCUAAGCAGCCUUGAGAAAUGUUAUUUGGAAAGAUGGUUAAUACGGUUCAAAAUAAGUGGAUAUAAAACACAGCCAAUUUAUUGAUAUUAAACGUUGAGAAACUGACUAGCAAAUUGAAUGAAUGGUUAGUUGAACUUCUACUACAUUAUCCGUGCAAUCCUAUGCAUGCUUACUUGGAAGUAAGUCCCACGGUGUUUGGUGGGACAUGCUCCCAGGUAGGGAUUGCUCCACAAGACAUGUGCGUCUUCAAUUUACAUUACAGGGUGUAAAAA
Lacerta agilis (Sand lizard) is the source of this 7603-nucleotide messenger RNA. RefSeq names its product thrombospondin type 1 domain containing 7A (gene THSD7A). The transcript has 29 exons. Bases 214 to 5211 code for a protein of 1665 amino acids. Gene Ontology annotation, biological process: actin cytoskeleton organization. Gene Ontology annotation, cellular component: plasma membrane. NCBI's taxonomy places the organism in Eukaryota, Metazoa, Chordata, Lepidosauria, Squamata, Lacertidae. The record is from RefSeq and is a predicted model, not a curated record.